Molecule: messenger RNA, 2057 nt
Organism: Lycium ferocissimum
Lineage: Eukaryota; Viridiplantae; Streptophyta; Magnoliopsida; Solanales; Solanaceae
Exons: 2
Coding region: 903-1727 (274 amino acids)
Source: RefSeq, a predicted model, not a curated record
GAAGGAGAGACUCACAUUUGCUCGAAUCCUGGUUGCAGUAACAAUCAAUCAGAAAUAUCCUACGAGUGUAACAUUUGAAAUGAGAAUGGAUGCGAGAUUGAACAAGCAGUGAUAUAUGAAUGGAAACCGAUCCUAUGUCCUAACUGUAAGAACUAUGGCCACGAAUUGAAGGAUUGCAGAAAACACAAAAAAGAGGAGGAAAUUAGGAAGGGGAAGGUGCAGGCCCUAACUAAUAAAGAGGAGGUACUAGAUGCGGCGAACAAUGGGAAACCAACUAAUGGGAACCCAAAUGAUGCACGAGGAAGCAGGAAUUAUUACCGCUACAAUAAGCAAGCGAAAUAUGCACAAAAAAGGGAAAUGGCAAAACCAGAGAGGAUACAAGAUCAGAACAGAUUUGAGAUACUGGGGAAUGAACAAGGUGAUGGAGAACAUGACGCGCAGACAGUAGGGCCAGGACGGCAGCAAAGCAAGACCGAGAUAUACCUAGUUCGUCUACCCCUAUAGACGAACAUGGUGGAAGUGUUCCAAUACAUAGGAAGGGAGGGGGUCACCCCCUUCCUCAUGGAUAGAAUUGGCUUUUGGAACACCAGGGGACUCAACUACCUUGCAAAACAACAAGAAAUGCAACCGUUUAUGCAUACCAAUAGAGUAGGGUUUUUGGUCUCUUGGAAAUAAAGGUUAAGAGGGCAAAGGCUCAAAACGUCUCUCUUAACCUUUGCAAAGGAUGGUCGUUUAGCACUAACUUAGCCCAACACCCAGGGGGAAGAAUAUGAGUCCUAUGGAAACCUCACAUCUAUGAGGUAAAUAUUAAGGAAUGUACAGAGCAACUUAUUCACUGUGGGGUGGUGCAUAAAGGUACAAGGAAGAGUUUUCAUAUUACACUAGUAUAUGCAUUCAAUGACAUGGCAUUAAGGAGGGGUUUCUGGCCGGAUAUAAGAAGAUUGCAGGGGAAAAUGAUAGGCCCUUGGGCAAUUAUGGGAGAUUAUAACUAUGUAAUGGAAAGAACAGAAAGAAUAGGAACUCCGGUAACCAUGGCUGAGAUAAGGGACAUGAGACAAUGCAUGGAGGAAUGUGAGCUGUCAGAGCUAAAGUCAUCAGGGGCGUAUUUCACAUGGUGCAAUAAGCAUAGUGCAGAUAAAAAGGUAUUUAGCAGAAUAGAUAGAGUAGUCACAAAUAAUGAUUGGGUCAUAGACUUGCCUGAUUCAGAGGUUCAUUUUAUGAAUCUUGGACUGUAUGACCAUUCACCUAGAAUAAUACAAUGGGAAGGUGGAACAAAACAAAGGCAGCCGUUUAGAUAUUUCAACAUGUGGAGGCUGGAUCCUGAAUAUAAGCUGAAAGUACAGGGGGGAUGGAACACUGAUAGACGGAGAACUAAGAUGUAUGAGCUAGUGGCCAAGUUGAAUAAAUUAAAAGGGGUGCUUAAGGGGCUGAACAAAACCAAUUUCAGUGAAGUAGAGCAAAAAGCUGAUCAUGGAAUGCAAGCUCUACAAAACUGCCAAACACAGGUGCAAUCCAAUCCUUUAGAUGUUGCUCUGAUUUUGGAAGAAAAGAGACUUGCACAAGAAUGCAGGAAGUGGAAUAAGGCAAGGGAUAUGUACUUGAGGCAGAAAAGCAAAGUGCAAUGGUUGACACAAGGAGAUCAAAACACAAAAUUUUUUCCUGCUACACUUAAAGCAAGAAGGAAUGCAAACAGGGUAUUCACUAUAAAAGAUGGUCAGGGGCAAUAACAAACCAAACCCCAGGAGGUAGCUAAUGCCUUCAUUAAUUUCUAUACUAAGUUGCUAGGGUUUAAUAAAGAGGACAGGACAAAAGUUUGUCCAAGGCUAGUCAGAUGCGGACCAGUGGUGCAAGAGGAACACCAGGAACAGUUGAUACAACCUAUAACUGCUGAAGAAAUUAAGACAGCUUUAUGGGCAAUACACGGUGACAAAGCACCUGGACCAGAUGGGUGCAGCAGCCAAUUUUUCAAGGACAACUGGGAUGUGGUAGGGACUGAUGUGACUGCAGCUGUACAAGACUUCUUUAGAACAGGAAAACUGCUGAAAGUAAUCAAUACC